AUGAGCGUAUCCGCAAAUAGUGACCCUGUUGUUUUUUCAAGACUUCAGUUAGCGAGAGCACUGAAAGAGGAUCCGGAGAAUAGUGUAAUAUUUGUCCAUAGUCGUCCAAAUACUCGUAGAUACGAUGACGACGACCAAGUUUAUAUACCAAGACCAACUCAUUUACUUAUCCCUCCAAUUUUGAGUACGAUAGAACAAAACGAUAAUAAUGUUAAUGCUCCUCCUCCUCAAAGAAGGAGAGCGUCGUCUUAUUCUUCACCUUCAACAAAUGAUAAUCCAAGAGAUAGUAUAGCUAUGUCUGAAGAAAAACGUAUUAGUUUAGGAAAACAAACUACAUUAAUGGAUGUUAGAGAAUCUAUAUUAACUAGUAGACAAAUCAAUACUGCAUCAUCUUUUUCUCCAUCUUCUAGUCAAAGAACUUCUUUAAUACUUCAACAACCUAGAUCCCUUCCUGAAGGGCAAAUCGCAAAGGUUCCACAUGUUCAUUCAAGAUCAAACAGUUCAUCAAAUUCUCGUCCGCCAUCUGUACACAACAAUGUUCCUUUACGAUCAAAUCUUGUAAACAAUAAUUCUUCUAGACCGCUAUCAUCUUAUACAAACACACAAUCUCGACCUAAUUCCGUAGUUACAAAUCAAUCUCGACCGUCUUCUUCGUACAAUAAUUCUCCUUCGAGACCAUCUUCAUUAGUUAAUCAAUUUAGUUUUCAAGAUUCUCAUGAAUCUGAUUCUGAAUCAUCUCCAAAAUUAACUUCAAAAAUUAACCAAUUGGCUAUAUCAAAAAUGAGUCAAACAAAGAGAAUAGAUAAAUCUGAAAGGUCUAAUAAACUUAAAAAGGUUAAAGAAGAAGAUUCUGACAAAACAGAUGAAAGUUCUGAUGAUACGCCUCUUGCACUCAAAGUCAAGCCAAUAAUUAAAGUUGCUUCUCCAAAUGGUUCCAUAAAGAAAAAUGGUGGACGGAUCGAAGAAUGGCUUAAUAAUGGUUCGGUUGAACAUCGUCGUCAACGUUCCUCUACAUUUGAUUCCCAUGCUCCAAAAUCUCUAGCCAAUCCGAAUUCUCGACGGAAAAGUCAUUCUGAAUUAUCUCCACAUCGUAAAAAUGAUCUACUUAGCUCACCACAAUUAACGAUGGGUCGUAUAUCGCCUAAUCAACGUCAAGAUUCUGGGUAUUGGGCUCGUGAGACUUUAGCUGCAUUAUCGACUGAUGCACGUCAUCAAAUGUUAAUGAAUGAUUCAUCAAGUGGGACUACAACAAGCACUUCAAGUUCCGCAAAUGUAAUGCUUCGUGAAAGAAAAAAUAGUGCUUCUAGUUUGAACAAAAAUCAUCAUAGAAGUAGAAGUGGUAGCUCAUACGGAAGUCCACAUUCUCCACAUUCUUCACAUACUUCACAUACUUCACAUUCUCCACAUUUCUCACAUUCUCCACAUUCCUCACAUUCUCCACAUUCCUCACAUGUUUCACAUUCCUCACAUUCCUCACAUUCUCAUAAAACAAGUUCUGGCCAUUUACCACAGUCUCCACAACAGCACGCCAAAAGUAAAUAUCCUCAAUCAUCAAUGAAUCUUUCUGAAGGUAAUAAGAAUAGCCAUGGACAUUAUACGAAUUACUCGAAUGAAUCACAUAGAAAGUCUUCAAACGAUCAUAGUAACCCCGGAAUUAGGACUAAUUCUGGAGGAGCUCAACAUCUUGCUUCUUUAACUUUUAUCGUUCCUAGAGAAUAUAUUGAAACAUUAUCCAUAUUACAGGAUCGAGCACCUUAUAGAGGCAUGAAUGAUGUAAAAAAAAUAUUUUCCGAGGAAUUUAAUGGAUUAAGUCCAAAGGAUAUAUAUUCUGAAUUCGAUGAAAUUCCUAUAGCUGCUGCUUCCUUAGCUCAAGUGCAUAAAGCUAAAACAAAAGAUGGUCGGGAAGUAGCUGUCAAAAUUCAAUAUCCUGAUGUAUCAAGACUUUUUCAUGUGGAUAUUUGGACUAUGCAAUCAAUGUCCAAUUUAAUUUCUUUCUUUUUUCCGGAAUUCGAAUUGACUUGGAUUAUAACUGAAUUUAAGCAAAAUUUAAUUUCGGAAUUCGAUUUUUUACGAGAAGCCAAAAAUGGUGAAUUAACAAAAGAAAGAUUCAAACAUCGUGCACGUGAAUUAAAAAUACCAAAUAUUAUAUGGGAAUUAACGACUAAACGUGUGUUGACCAUGGAAUUUGUUCAUGGUGUUAAAAUCAAUAACAUGGAAAAAUUAAAAAAUUUAGGUGUAAAUCCAAAAUGGGUACGAACUAUAUUGUUAGAAGUAUUUGCUGAAAUGAUCUUUUGUCACGGUGUAAUUCAUUGUGAUCCUCAUGCUGGAAAUGCUCUUAUAACAAUAUCACCAAUUACAAAUAAACCUCAACUUGUUCUCCUUGAUCAUGGUCUCUAUAGAGAAUUAUCUGAUGAAUUUCGUUUGAUAUAUUGUUAUCUGUGGAAAGCUUUAAUAUUGAAUGAUUCUGAAUCUCUCAAAAAAGUGGCUAAUUCUUUGGGUGUUCCUCAAUACAUUCAAUUUCUUCCUUUGAUUUUUACACAACGUAUAUCAGAUUCUACAACUCCUCUUGGAGAAGAUAUGUCACCUGAAGAACGUGCUAUAGUUCAAGAUCAAUUAAAAAAUAUAAAAUUAAGUGAUUUCUUUGAUUUUUUGGAAUCUUUACCAAGAGAUAUGUUACUAGUAUUUAGAACAAUUAAUAUAGUACGUGGAAUUCAUCGUGAACUUGGUGGAAAUCCAAUAGAAAGUUUCAAAAUGAAUGCUCAAUUUGCUAUACGAGGAUUAUGGUGUGAAACAAGAAUCGAAGAAAAAAAACGAAUAACUCAUUCAAAAGAAUUGGGGUUAACAGGUGAUGAUUCUAUGAUCGGUCCAUUACAAAGAUGGUAUUUACUUGGUGGAACUCCAAAUUUCUUUAGAACUCUGGGAUUCAUUAAGGACUUCAUUGUAAUGACAUUUAGAUUAUAUUUAACAGAAUUGUUAAUUAAAAUUUGGAGAUGGUGGUUUUUGUAUAGAUCUAUGGACGCUUCAGUGGUGAUAGGAAAAGUUUAA
Molecule: messenger RNA, 3045 nt
Organism: Cetraspora pellucida
Lineage: Eukaryota; Fungi; Glomeromycota; Glomeromycetes; Diversisporales; Gigasporaceae
Source: the annotation of a GenBank genome assembly